CAAAACAUGUUGUAGCAACCGUGUGUGGUUUGUGGAAGGUGCUAUCGAAACAAUAAUUAUUCCGAUUACGUUUCUUUGGUGGUCCUACCUGUUCAGUGCAUUGUUUAGGGUAAAAGUUUACUGUUUCCAAAUCGUAAUAAAAGUUCCAAACGCAUCUAGAAAGUUGGCCCCGAAACACCAAAAUGUCGGAAGCAACGAACGAAAUACCGCUUGACCGCAAGCUGACCGAAAUUUUCGACGAAGGAUAUAGCGCCAUGAACCGCUUGGAUGAAAACACAACCAUUCCUUCGAAUGCAAACGAAUUUCAGGUAGCAGUAAAGAAAGCCAUUGGCCUGUUUGAAGAUGCCACAAGGCUGGUCAGCCUGGUCGGAAUGUUUAGCACGAACGAAUCGUACGAGGAAGUUCCAACGGAAAAUCUGCGCUACUUUCUGCUUCCAUAUUUCCUCGGCAGCAUGACUCUGCGGCUGUGCAACGUGAACCGGGCGGAAGUUAUAGAAGUGGCGGAAGUUUACUUUAAGGAUUUUUUAGCACGGUGUGAAAAUUACCGAUUAUACGAAACGCCCGACAAAGAUGGUGAGGCCGCAAUGAACGAAUUGGCCCUGGUACCUGGUGCAUCGAGCGAUAAAAUACGCGAACUCCAACGCAUGGGACAGCAGAGAAAUGAGAAGAUUCGCAAAUUUCAGGAAAAGAAAGAGCUGGACGAAAAGAUCAAACAGCUGCGUUACGUGGUCGAACAGUCCGAGGCAAAGAUAGACGAUGAGACGAAGCGUGAUUUUUUCCUAUCCCUCCUUCGAUUGGCCAUUAUAGAAUCGCAAGACGAACUGGAAAGCAUCGCGAGAGAAAAACAAAUGCUACAGUUUGUCGCAUCCGCCAGACAAAGCGGUGACAAUGAGUUUGAGGAUGGUGCUUUAGGUGGCGGCAUGAAAAAGCGCCCCGUAAAACCAUUAAAGCCCAUCAUCAUCACGCGGGAUGCGGUGCAGAAAGCCGUGUACGGUAGGGGAUAUCCAAGCUUGCCAACGAUGACGGUGGCCGAAUUUUAUGAGCAACGAGUAGCGGAAGGUAUUUUCCCGGAUCCCGAAAAGAUGAAGGAAGUGAACAAAAACUCGCUAAUGAACAAAGUGCAUCUGGACAAUGCGGCCGAACAGGAUCGCGAGGAUGAAGCGCAGGAGCAACUGAUCGAGCGUGACGACGAAGAAUAUCUGGCACGCCAGCGAGCAAAGGACGAGUUCAAGGACGAACAUCGCCGCGGUGAAGGAAACCGGCACAACCGUAGCUAAGGUUAUGAAUAAUUGUUUAUUUGUUUGCCUAUUGUUUUUAUAACUGUGUGCAAGCCCGUCUCGCUAUCGAAUACAGGAGAACCAUCGGAAUGCCAUGCAUAUGAGUGUGGUAAUAGCUAA
Messenger RNA from Anopheles funestus (African malaria mosquito), 1397 nucleotides. RefSeq names its product immunoglobulin-binding protein 1 (gene Tap42). Lineage: Eukaryota; Metazoa; Arthropoda; Insecta; Diptera; Culicidae. The transcript is spliced from 3 exons. Gene Ontology annotation, biological process: regulation of signal transduction; regulation of dephosphorylation. Gene Ontology annotation, cellular component: cytosol. The record is from RefSeq and is a predicted model, not a curated record. Bases 183 to 1277 code for a protein of 364 amino acids. Gene Ontology annotation, molecular function: protein phosphatase 2A binding.